GCGGGGCUUCUCUUCAUUACUGAUCUCCGCUCUGCAGCAGUGACAACCGAGCUCCCAGCAUGCCCGAGCCAGCCAAGUCCGCCCCAGCGCCCAAGAAGGGCUCCAAGAAAGCCGUCACCAAGGUCCAGAAGAAGGACGGCAAGAAGCGGAGGAAGAGCAGGAAGGAGAGCUAUGCCAUCUACGUCUACAAGGUGCUGAAGCAGGUGCACCCCGACACCGGCAUCUCCUCCAAGGCCAUGGGCAUCAUGAACUCCUUCGUCAACGACAUCUUCGAGCGCAUCGCAGGGGAAGCCUCCCGCCUGGCUCACUACAACAAGCGCUCCACCAUCACCUCCCGGGAGAUCCAGACCGCCGUGCGCCUGCUGCUGCCCGGAGAGCUGGCCAAGCACGCCGUCUCCGAGGGCACCAAGGCCGUCACCAAGUACACCAGCGCCAAGUGAGCGCCCCCCGCUCUCCGGACCCAAAGGCUCUUCUCAGA
Molecule: messenger RNA, 478 nt
Organism: Bufo gargarizans (Asiatic toad)
Lineage: Eukaryota; Metazoa; Chordata; Amphibia; Anura; Bufonidae
Product: histone H2B 1.1
Exons: 1
Coding region: 60-440 (126 amino acids)
Cellular component (GO): nucleosome
Molecular function (GO): structural constituent of chromatin; protein heterodimerization activity; DNA binding
Source: RefSeq, a predicted model, not a curated record